Molecule: messenger RNA, 1725 nt
Organism: Aspergillus bombycis
Lineage: Eukaryota; Fungi; Ascomycota; Eurotiomycetes; Eurotiales; Aspergillaceae
Product: cytochrome P450
Exons: 2
Coding region: 1-1725 (574 amino acids)
Molecular function (GO): monooxygenase activity; heme binding; iron ion binding
Source: RefSeq, a predicted model, not a curated record
AUGGGGAAGUAUGAAAUCUCCCCUGAUGGUCUGAUAUCAAAUGCCUGGAAUGUCUCAGCUGAGCUGUUAUGGCCACUGUUAGCAGCCACCCUGGUCCUUUGCUGUAUUGCCACACGUAUCAUCAGCGGAUUCCAGAGUCGCGCCGACAGUAAGACUGAACAAUCGCAAUCAGUGAAGACGCUGCCGUAUUGGUUCCCUUGGCUGGGUCAUAGUCUUUCUUUUAUAUGGGACCACGUAAGCUUCACGGAAAAAGCUAGAGAUUAUAUGAAUGCACCUGUGUUCGGAAUCUUCAUGGGUGGCGCAAAGCACAAAACCAUCGUGUCACCAUCCAUGAUCAAAUAUAUCAUGCAAUCCAAAGCCACAUCAUCAGCUCCUCUAGUCAAACGUGCGCUGAAAGCUUUUGGCGACCACCUGGGCUCACUGCGAGAUCUGGAUACUAUUGACUAUCAAACAUUUCAUCACAAGCUUCCCAAUCUGCUCAUGCAGGAACCAUUCAUAACGGAAGCUUCCGAAACUACUAGUCAGCUUUUAAAACGCGAGGUUCCAAAUUUCGUCACCUUCAGCCGGAGUGUGGUUGAUCAAACGUUGUGGGAGCGUGGGAGCGAUGUCGAAGUUGUCAACGACCACCGCGACAAGCCCACCUGCGAGGCAAACCUGUUUGACCUUGUCAGGGGCUUCAUCGGAAAUAUUACAACCACUACCCUCAUGGGUCAAGCAAUUUUGGAAGUCUUUCCUAAUUUGCUUGAUGAUGUUUGGAUACUGGACAAUCGAUUUCCCCUUCUAGCGAUUGGUGUACCUCGUUGGGUACCAAUUCCUGGUCUGCCUGCAGCGUAUGCUGCUCGUGAUCGGAUACUGAACUCUCUUGCCGCCUACCAUCAAGCAUUUCUCCAGUGGGAUGAUGGGGUAGACCCUGGUGUGAAAUUCCGUGAUCUCGAAGAUGUUUCAGAGCCUUUAAAACAACGCAUCCGGAUGUCCAAGAACUUGGGACUCUCACCAAGGUCCAGCGCACCCGGACACUUGUCUUUGAUCUGGGCCAUGAAUGCUAACUCUUCAAGCAUCGCCUUUUGGUACCUUGUCCACCUUUACAAUGAUCCUACUCUUUUAGAAGAGAUUCGAACCGAAAUAUCUCCUUAUGCGAAAGCUCACAGGCUAAGUAGGGAAGAAACUGGCUUCCCUUUCGAAGAACCACCCAGGAUCUCUCUUGAUCUCGAAGGCUUGUUGAACUCUUGCCCUUUACUGAAGGCCAGCUUCUACGAAACACUUCGUUUGGAUUCAGCAGACAUGUCAUUCCGAAAACUCACAUCUGACUUGACCAUCACAGAGUCCAACGAAGACAUUACAAAUAGUGAUCGGCCAAAGCCCCAUGUUUAUAAACUCUACAAAGGCGAGAAUAUUAUACUCCAUCAUGGAGUACUCCAGAACGACUCUCGGUAUUUCUCGAACCCCAGCCAGUUUGAUCCACUGAGGUUUAUCAUAACCGACCGUGAAACCGGGGAAAAGAAGGCAGACAUGCACACAAUUCACCCAUUUGGUGGAGGCAUGUCUGGAUGCAACGGGCGAACAUUUGCGGAGAGGCAGCUCUUGGCUUUCACUGCCGCAAUGAUCGUCAUGUGGGACAUUGAACCAAUGGAUGGCAGUCGGUUUACAGUCCCAGGACAUAGGCAAUCUAGCGGUGCUUAUUUGCCCGAAAAAGACAUUAGAGUACGUAUAAUAGCUCGUGUGUGA